Molecule: messenger RNA, 918 nt
Organism: Acyrthosiphon pisum (pea aphid)
Lineage: Eukaryota; Metazoa; Arthropoda; Insecta; Hemiptera; Aphididae
Product: ATP-dependent DNA helicase PIF2-like
Exons: 1
Coding region: 1-918 (305 amino acids)
Biological process (GO): DNA repair; telomere maintenance
Molecular function (GO): DNA helicase activity
Source: RefSeq, a predicted model, not a curated record
AUGAUGGAAGACUUCAAUCGGCGCUUCCAAAACGUCGACCGCGCUAGGGCGGCGUGUCUCAAAGCAAUCAGAGACCUACUUCGUGCACGCGGAAAAUCACUCAACGACUACGGUCUACCCAGUCCAGACGAAGAUCUACUGGAACCGGAUCAAGACGACCCAAUGUUCGGUGCAAUAGACGCGGCCGUUGCCUGGCAACAGCGAUUGCGCGAAUUGAACGACGAACAACGAACGGUGUACGAUCGAGUGAUGGCGGUCGUCGAUGACAACCGCAACGUUCAGAAAAUGUUCUACGUCGACGGGCCAGGAGGAACGGGAAAAACGACGCUAUACGGAUGCCUAAUAUCGUCGCUUCGUAACAGACAACAAACGGUGUUGAGCGUGGCAUACACCGGGAUCGCCGCAUCCCUCAUGGAGGGCGGCAUGACGGUGCACUCGACUUUCGGAUUGCCAUUGGGAACGCUGACCGAACAAUCUACUUCGAGUAUCACCAUGCAGUCUUUGCGCGCGCAAAGGAUACGUGAAGCUCCGCUGAUUGUCUGGGACGAAGCGCCCAUGUCCCCGGGCCUACAAGUCACGGUGGUCGAUCGCUUGCUCAAGGACAUCAUGGGAUCGGCACUACCGUUUGGUGGUAAACCAAUACUGUUAGCUGGCGACUUCAGGCAGAUAUUGCCCGUCGUUCGCCGGGGGAACAGGAGCUCCAUCGUCAUGUCAUCUAUCAAACGCCACUCAUUGUGGAGAGAGUUUGAACAGUUUCGGCUGACCCGGAACAUGCGCGCCGACAACGACGCCGACUUCGCUGCUUGGCUACUUCGGCUCGGUAACGGUCAACUGCCGUCGGUCGACGGUAUUCCAGACACUGUCGACAUCCCACCGCAACUGGUUUGCGACGUUGUGGAUUUGACCGAUUUUGUCUAA